Messenger RNA from Purpureocillium takamizusanense, 3137 nucleotides. RefSeq names its product RNA helicase (gene SUV3). The transcript has 2 exons. Gene Ontology annotation, cellular component: mitochondrial degradosome. The record is from RefSeq and is a predicted model, not a curated record. Bases 310 to 2649 code for a protein of 779 amino acids. NCBI's taxonomy places the organism in Eukaryota, Fungi, Ascomycota, Sordariomycetes, Hypocreales, Ophiocordycipitaceae. Gene Ontology annotation, molecular function: RNA helicase activity; ATP binding; hydrolase activity, acting on acid anhydrides. Gene Ontology annotation, biological process: RNA catabolic process; mitochondrial RNA 3'-end processing.
CAGAGUUUGAAGAAGUCAUAAUUAGCAAUAGUCGAGCCGCAUCAAGCUCGCAGAGGAGCCUUGGUUCGUACAAUUCUGGGACAACCGUUCUCCCGUAUGAUUGUAAUCACGUGACCUGGUUUUUUUUCUGCGUCCCUUUGCAGGGGUCAUUGGCAAGAGUUCGAUGUCUAUGACAAGAAACUCACCAUCUGCUCAAAGUCUCUGACGAAUUCGUCAUCGGUUUUUGGUCUAAUCGGCUUUGUUUACCACGUUCAUGUCCCCAGUGGCCUCGUUGUCUCGAAGCAUGUUCCGCCUGCAACGGCGACGGCCAUGAAACAAUUGGCCCGAACAGUGGCAUGGAGGACUGGCUCUCAGCAACGAGCCUGUCGCCGAGUCCUCUCCACAACCCCUACAGCAUGCUGGCGUCCGACAAAGCAUGAGUCUCACGCUUCAAACGUGGCAAGGCCAGAUCCUUCGAAGACCUCUGCUACGACUCGAUUACCGAAACACGCCCCGAAAUUUGCUAGCCGGUCCCGAGCCGACUCCGUCAGCCAAGGGCAUGAUCCCAAGGCAAGAUUAAGACUCGACUUUAGCAAGAAGUACACUGGUCGUCAUGGCGUCUUCAGGUCGACGGUACUGCACCGGCUCCAGCUCGUGCUCACCGAACUGUCAUCAUCACCAUCUUCGGUCCCUGGCAUUGGCGAGGACGAGCUGAACAGACAGGCAACUCUCUUUAUGAAUGCUUUGGACCAUGCCUUCCUUCUCGCUGAGCAGAAUGUCACGCGGAGAGACAAGAACCCGCUCUUUUGGAACCUCAGGGACGCGUUCAUCAUGAGGGACGUCAAGGGCCUCACCAAAGAGCUCAAGUACUCGUUCCAGUCGUUUAUCGUGCGGCAGCGCUUUUCAAAGGGUCUUGAAGACAGCCAGAAGCAACUACUGGAUCUUCGCUUCCCACAUGAGUGGUUUCCAGCUACGCGGACCCUGCAGCGGACGAUUCACAUCCACGUCGGCCCCACAAACUCUGGCAAAACCUACAAUGCCCUCAAGGCUCUGGAGAAUUCCAAGUCUGGCAUCUAUGCUGGCCCGUUACGGUUGCUGGCCACUGAGGUCUAUCAACGUCUCAACGCGAAAGGCCGCCCCUGUGCUCUCAUCACAGGCGAGGAAGUUCGCAUCCCCGAGGACACGGACCGGUACUUCUCUAGUUGUACAGUGGAGAUGGUGCCGUUCAACACGCGGUACGAUGUCGCCGUCAUCGAUGAGAUCCAGAUGCUUGCCGAUGCCGACCGAGGCUCCGCCUGGACCUCGGCGCUGAUGGGCGUCCAGGCCCCAGAAGUUCACGUCUGCGGCGAAGAACGCGCGGUCGCGCUCGUCCAAGCGCUGUGUGCCAGUAUCGGUGACAAAUGCGUGGUCCACCAUUAUGAGCGCUUGAGCCCGCUCGUGACCAUGGACAAGUCCAUCGAUGGCGAUUACAGCAAACUGCAAAAGGGGGAUGCCAUUGUCGCGUUCACUCGAUUAUCUUUGCACGCCUUGAAGCGCAACAUCGAGGAAUACACCGGUAGACGCUGUGCCAUCAUCUACGGAUCGCUGCCGCCCGAAGUUCGCGUCCAACAGGCCGCGCUGUUCAAUGACCCCGAUAACGAUUACGACUUCGUCGUUGCUAGCGACGCCAUCGGUAUGGGGCUAAAUCUAGAGAUCCGUCGCGUCGUUCUGGAGUCAAUUUUCAAAUUCGACGGACACCAAAACCGGCUUCUCACGUACCCCGAGAUCAAGCAGAUUGGUGGCAGGGCUGGAAGAUAUCGUACAGCGCUGUCCGCUGCGAAGGAUGGCUCGGGAGAGACCGAGGACAUUGCAGAGGAAAAGGUUGGCUAUGUGACCACCAUGGAUCGCGCCGACCUUCGAAACGUCAAGCGCGCUUUUGAAAAUAGGGUCAGCGACAUUGAGGCAGCGUACAUACAGCCUCCUGCCGGUGUCGUUGAGCGGUUUGCAUCAUACUUCCCGCCGGACACACCCCUCUCAUUUCUCCUAAUGCGGAUCAAGGCCGCCGCGACGGUCGGGACACGGUACCGGCUCAACGUUAGCAACGAAGUUCUCGAGAUUGCCGACAUCAUCCAGGAUCUGCCGUUGACCAUCUACGAUCGCCUCACGUUCUGCUACCUUCCUGUGACGCUCCGCGCCGAGGGCGCCGUGGACGUGCUGCGAGCCCUCGCGCGGGUUGUCGCGGAAAAUACCAACGGCGACCUCCUGUCCAUGAAGGAGUUUCCGCUCGAGGUCCUCGACAUGGGGCUGGACGAUUUCCGGGGCGAUGCGCAGGACUUCCUCCACAAGCUCGAGUCGCUGCACAUAGCCAUCAAUCAGUACAUGUGGCUGUCCUAUCGCUAUUCGGGCAUGUUCCGCAGCCAGGCGCUCGCGCUCCACGUGCGCUCCCUCGUCGAGGAGAAACUCAUCGCGACGCUCGACCAGCUCGAUUUCACGGAGGAGCAGCUCGAGAGCAGGCGCAAGACGGAGCGCUCCCGAGCACAGUUGCGCAGGUCCAGGAAGGCCAACGUGGGCGACGUCCAGGGCGAUGACGCAUCUUUCGAGCAGGAGAGCGACGACCCGCCCGUCACGGACUGGCCGGUGCCCGGGGACGACGCGCAGCCGCAGGUCGUCUGGGAGCGCGGCAGCGGGUGAAAAGAUUGAAACGAUUACGCGGAGAGAGAGAGAGAGCGUGUACGAGUACGGUUGUGGCGGUAGAAAGGUAUCCAUCCCUCGGCCGAUGCGCUGGGCACUAUCUAUACCUGGUUAAAAACCCACGGCCGAGCCCUGCCCUGUAAUACUUCCAAAUUGUACCACCACCAUAUAGAGCACACACACACGGCAGAACAUCAUUCGCUCUGGCCAAAAAUGUCGCCACGCUGCGAAGUCAUGGGAAGAAGCACAAUGCAAGCCUGUCUUAACACCCCGCUACACUGAUAUGUAACUUGGGACAUGAGCCCGCCACAGCCACCCAUCUACCCCGUGCACGCAACGCCGGCAUCAGUAAGGGCACACAAACAGUCAUAAACGCGUGAAUGCAACCCAUGCUAUUUCCAUGUCUCCUCGCAUGCUAUCUCGCGGUCCGUUUACCGAUAGCGAGUGGGGGAACGGGGGACCAUGACCGACCGACCGUCAGUGGACCG